Messenger RNA from Striga hermonthica, 844 nucleotides. Lineage: Eukaryota; Viridiplantae; Streptophyta; Magnoliopsida; Lamiales; Orobanchaceae. The record is from the annotation of a GenBank genome assembly.
GAAAGGGGAUUAUUCCAGACCCGAGGCUUGUGAGAACUCCUGAAGAUAAGUUGGACAAAACUCGCUACUGUGCGUACCACAAAUCUCCAGGGCACAAUACCGACGAGUGUCUCGGUCUUUUAUCGGCACUCUUACGUUUAAUCGGGCAACCCCAACUUCAAAAGUUUCGAAAUUUUGAUAAUCGCCGGAAAGGAAGACCUUUGGAUCUUUCAGACGAUGAAGAUGAAGAUAACCGACCUGCUAACCAGAAGAGAGCUCGUGUAAACGAUAAGGAAGUUUUUACGUUUUCUACUCAUGUCGGAACGUCGACCGACAACUACAGGAAACUUAAGACACAUGAUUCUGCAGAUUUUUCACGAAGUAUACCCCGGGUCAACUCCAAUAACAAACAGUUAGAUAUGUCUCGACGGAAAGUUAAAGCUUAUGCUCGGGAGGCUCAGAAUGCCGAGAACCGAGUCAUGAAUGUCGAUCUUCGAGAUACCAUCAAUAAACGGAAUUGCCCCAUUACAUUUAGUAUUGAAGACGCCAACUUGUUUGCUCAUCCUCAUUCUGAUGCUCUCAUCAUAACUGCCCCAAUUGGCGGAAUUCCUGUUCAUCGAAUCCUGGUCGAUACGGGAGCGUAUUCGAGUAUCUUAAUGCUCCGUACUUUCAAAAAAUUGGGUUUGGACCCAGCAGAUAUUAGGCCGUGUAACGAUCAGAUUCAAGGUUUCAAUGGAAGCAUCUCUUGCCCUGUUGGCGAAAUAUUGCUCCCUAUUCGAUUUGGAGGCUUUGGACCGAAGUCCAAGAUUAUUAUGGAAACCUUCAAAGUUUUGGAUGUCCAAAAUGAAUAUGAUGCUGUAAUUGG